UAUAGAGUAAUGCCGUUGUAAAGCAAAACGAGAGAAACAUAUCAUCGAAAGUAGUGUGAAGACUAAGAAGUAAACAUGACUAGUUUUAUUCCGUUGCUUUUUUGUAUAUUGCUGGAAGUUUCAAAUGGUUUGGAGUAUGAAGUAGUAAGGUCAAACAUUAAUACUGAUGAAAUCACUGAUAAAAUCACUUUUAAAACAAACAAUGAGGAUAUCUGUAUCAAACAUGGGGCAAUUAAUUUAACAAAAACAGAUGACAGAGUGACUUGCGCGUGCCCACGGAAGACGACAUUUUAUAGCAUGCAUACCGAGUCACCUGCUUGUCAUCCAACCAAUGCACAUAAUUUAGGAGGUUGUGGCUGUAUUGGAAAGUGCAUGUCUUUUAUCACAGCUGAGCUGUCAAUGAAAAGAGUAUUUUUGGAACCAGUAGCGUCGUGUAGCAUAAACACACCAAGAUAUACAAUAAGAAAAUGGACAAUGAAUGGUUGGGAAGUAUUUAAUAGACCAAAUGAUUUACUAAUCAGAUAUUCCGUAGAGGAUAACAAAGGAGUAAUGAGAUUUCACUGGAAAGUUGAUGGAUUUCAAGUUAUACCACACUACAGUGGAAACAUAUUUUUCAUUACUGGAUUCUGUGGUGUAAAGAAACAUUGUUUCUUAGCAAGCUCUCCGGGCACCAAAAAGUACAACACUCUUGAACAAACUACAACGACAACAACUAGCUCAAAUACAAUAAAACCAUCAACAGCACCAACUACAAGAAUCGCCAUCACAAACAACACUCUUGAACAAACUACAACGACAACAACUAACUUAAAAACAAUAAAAAAAUCAACGGUAACAACUACAAAAAUCGUACAUACGACUAAACAUUCAAACGCAACAAAAAAGGAUUCAGAAGAAAAAUCAUCAAAUUUAGUGACGAUUGUGAUUAUUUUCACUGUUUUGUUUUUAAUAAUAAUCCUUUUAAUUGCGGGGGUGUUAAUUUACAGGAGAAAACCACAAAGCAGUACCAACCACACAACUACUGUUGCUCAAAUGCAAAAAACGGCUGCUGCAUGUGAUAUGUAUUUUCAGUCAAAUCCAUCUACGCCCGUAUCAUCUCAACACACAGAUGACCAUUAUUCACACAUUUAUUCGCCAUCCCAAAACAGCAAUGAUCAUUAUUCAUAUAUUUCUUCGAGACCAAUAAGCCAACUUCCAACGAGAGAACAAGUAAUAAGAAGCAAACUGCAUGCGCAAAACCAGGAAGGUUCUAAAAAUUAUGUUACCCCCAACAUUACAUUAGUUGGUCAAAAUUUUUUGUAUGAGGUGGACGAAAUCAAUGCAUCAAUGCAAUAUGACAAUGCAUUUAUGAAUACAUCAAGUGGUUAAAGAGCGUUAGAUGGAUUACUUACGAUGUGGGUCGGUCAAGUCGUUUUAUGAUAAUGCUGACGUUUAAAGUAUUAUAUAUUUAAUGUUUAAGAUAUUAAUUUUUAGUUGAUA
Messenger RNA from Hydractinia symbiolongicarpus, 1479 nucleotides. RefSeq lists its product as uncharacterized. NCBI's taxonomy places the organism in Eukaryota, Metazoa, Cnidaria, Hydrozoa, Anthoathecata, Hydractiniidae. The coding region runs from base 76 to 1368 and encodes 430 amino acids. The record is from RefSeq and is a predicted model, not a curated record. The transcript has 6 exons.